GUAACAAAAACGAACGUCUUUUAGUACUUUAAAAGGUUGCCUCGUUGUAUCGUACAAAUACAGACACUAAACACAUACUUAGAGUCCCACAAAGACAAGACGACCGCGUAAGUGGUGCUAAUCCCGACACAAUACGUUUCAUAAGCCUCUCUUCUUGGAUAUUAUCUGCAAUAUUAUAUUUUAUUCACAGAAUGUGAAAGUGAACCUUGUUUGAUAUUUCUUAUUUUAUUUAACUUAUUUUAAAUAUUCAGUAUGGAUAUGGUUGAAAUGUUCAUGUGUGGAGUCAUCAACGUUAACUUAUGAUGAUGUGUGAAGCGUUGUAAAUGGUGCUGACGUCAUGGCGGGUCCUAUUCGUCAUCUCUCCACAUACAACCACGAGCCGGAGCCGUCUGCUAACUCGCUGAUAACAGAGAUAAAUGUCCAACUGGCUCUGUUCCGAGACCUUCUGAUCCACUUCGGCCAGCCACACGACUGUCCAGAGCUUCGGGAGCGGGUCAGGCGACUUCGACGAGCCUGUGUGGAAGCCACCAAACAGACCAGCCAGCUCGUCCUGCCUAACAGUAAAAAGUCCUCAAGCGAAGGGUGCACAGAGCAGUCGCAGUUGGUGCUGCUGUACUUCAUGUCCCAACUCCUACUGCGAGAGCUCGCGAAGUGUCAUCGACUCGUCCAGCUCGUGCCCAUGGAUAUGACUUCAUAUUACGAAAAUCGCGCCGGUCCGUCCAAUUUCGGCAACGUCAUCAGUCAAAUACUGCUGUGCAAACAGAUCACGCCCGACUUUAACCAAGAGGAGCUCUGCAGCAUCGCCAAGGACACGCAGGAAAUCACAAGAAUAGUUAACGACAUUCAAGAAUACUUACCGCAACAUGAAAGUCUUAAUCACUUAGAGAGUAAUGUCGCACUGAAAGGUGACGACGUUAACGGACUGUGGCGGGACAAACGAAGAGGAUCUCUGUACAAAGGCAUGGGUGUACUGUGUUGCGUAUCACGGCCUAACUACCUCUGAGGGUGACGGGUCUCGCCCACGAGGCGGCUUAGCUUGGAACAAACGCCAAUGACAUCAACGAUAAGCUAAGCGUGAACGUGUCCAGCAAGGCGCAAAGAACUUUGAAGUGUUCAGCGGUGAAAAUAAACAAUCAAUUCCUAUAGUGAAUGACGUGUUACGUUAAAUGUACAGAACAAAUGAAUGGGUCCAUUAAAUUGUUAAAUGUAACUAGAGAAUUGAACGAUGGAGUCGGUCGAGCAACUACUGUGCACGUGACAAUUACUUAAGUAGUUCAAUUAUGUACCUAAGUAUAAAUAUCAUGAGUAGUAAGUAUAUAUGCAUUAAAUCAUGCAAAUGUAUCAUUAUAAAUUGCCUGGAGCGGGAUCAAUUGCGUUUAAGUAGAUUGUAAUAUUGUAGUUACUAUAAACAUAUUUUUUGCAGAAUACGUUAUUCGAGAAAAAAACAUUGGAGUGUUUUCUCAAAGCUCAGUAACUUUGUAGUUUGUUCUCGCGGCCAACAUUUCAUUUGAAGCAAUCUUUCUGCAACCCUUAUAAUCCGUCACGUAAGGCAUUCUCUUUCAUGUUUUGUAACGGGAAUGUAUAUUAUAAUAAUGUACAUAUUUUUAUUCCAUCCACAAACAUUGCACAUUACGCCACACCUAAAAUUAAUAACACUUAUUUUAUCUGUAGUAAGUUUCCUAAAAGUAUUACGGUUAUAAAUAUAGUAACCUAAAAUCG
Molecule: messenger RNA, 1719 nt
Organism: Manduca sexta (tobacco hornworm)
Lineage: Eukaryota; Metazoa; Arthropoda; Insecta; Lepidoptera; Sphingidae
Exons: 5
Coding region: 338-1003 (221 amino acids)
Biological process (GO): G protein-coupled receptor signaling pathway
Cellular component (GO): neuron projection
Source: RefSeq, a predicted model, not a curated record